AUGUGCUAUUACCACAACUAUUAUGGUAGCCUGGACUAUGGUUGCAGCUAUGGCUCUGACUAUGGUAACUCUGGAUAUGCCUGCAACUUUCCAUGA
Molecule: messenger RNA, 96 nt
Organism: Pongo pygmaeus (Bornean orangutan)
Lineage: Eukaryota; Metazoa; Chordata; Mammalia; Primates; Hominidae
Product: keratin-associated protein 22-2
Exons: 1
Coding region: 1-96 (31 amino acids)
Source: RefSeq, a predicted model, not a curated record